Protopterus annectens (West African lungfish) is the source of this 2783-nucleotide messenger RNA. RefSeq names its product protein kinase domain containing, cytoplasmic (gene PKDCC). The coding region runs from base 259 to 1713 and encodes 484 amino acids. Lineage: Eukaryota; Metazoa; Chordata; Ceratodontiformes; Protopteridae. Gene Ontology annotation, biological process: protein phosphorylation. The transcript has 7 exons. Gene Ontology annotation, molecular function: non-membrane spanning protein tyrosine kinase activity; ATP binding. The record is from RefSeq and is a predicted model, not a curated record.
AGGCGAAGUACAGCAGAAAGUGCUGCAGUUUGCAAAGGCUUAUAAGUGUGGCGGAGGCAGCAAGUGUCAUGCAGAGCAUCUUUUUAUGUGCUAAGUGCAGGGUGGGGGCUAGUAACCCUUUACUAAGAUGUGAGGAGCCGGUGCCAAUAGUGGAACAAGCGGUACGACUAAUAGGCAGCAUUUGGCUCCUUAGUAAUACUAAUCAUAGUAACAGCAAUCUCUGAAGAAACGCAACAGCACUGUGGAGACAAAGCGGCGAUGAAACGCCGAAAGAUUGCAGCAGCAGCUGCCUUCUGCGUUUCUUUUUUCUUAGGCACUUUGUUAAAUUUGCUUUUCAUUCCUGGUUUCGAUCCUCAUCAGCAACGGCGGGGGCUGGGCAGAUCUGGCGGAUCUUCUAGUGAACUGCUACGGCAACAAAUGAAGGAACGUUAUGAAGAGGUGGUCCGCUACCGGCAGCACUGGGCCCCCUUACCACCAGCCCGGCCUCUGGAGCGGCGCCUUAUGGACUUGGCGGGGCGGCGGGUGAGCAGGGUGCACCACAAGGAGGAGGGGGCACCCAUGGGCUACCAGCUGCUUCACCUACCAGCAGCUACCGCUUCCGUAGUGGUAACCCAUGCACUGGGCUGCGGAGAUAUUGCAAACGUAACGGACAUUCAGUAUUUAGGAUCGGGCUACACCAAAGCUGUUUUCAAGGCAGUACUGAACCAGACUUUGGCAGUUGCCCUGAAAUCUGUUGACUUCGGUGGGCACGAUAUGGACAACUGUGUGAGGCAGUACGGCACGGUGGAAGAUUGCUAUCGUAUGGCGUCCUACAAAAUUGUAAAGGAAAUGACACUUUUACAACGACUUCAGCAUCCUAAUAUAUUAAAGCUCUAUGGUUACUGUUACCAGGAUAAUAAUGACAUUGCCAACACAUUGACCACCAUUACAGAACUAGGUUCUCCAUUAGAAAUGAUUCAGCUGCUUCAAACAUCAUGGGAGGAGCGAUUUCGGAUUUGUUUAAGCCUGGUUCACCUUUUGCACUACUUGGCUCAUUCACCUCUUGGUUCAGUGGCUUUGCUUGAUUUUCGACCGCGUCAGUUUGUGAUUGUCGAUGGGGAGUUAAAGGUGACCGACCUGGAUGAUGCCACUAUUGAUGAAACACUGUGCUCAAAUGAUAGUGACUGUUUCUUGGAAUUUCCAGCAAGGAAUUUUACAUUAACCUGCUCUCUUGAAGGCAGAUGUCAGAAUCUAAAUGAAAAGCGGAAUCUUUAUAAUGCAUACAGGUUUUUCUUCACAUACCUCCUACCACACAGUGCACCGCCAUCGCUAAGGCCUUCGUUGGAUACUAUAGUUAAUGCUACAGGAGAGCUGCGCUGGGGAAUCGAUGAAACUCUAGUUCAACUGGAAAGAGUUUUAUAUUUGUACAAAAAUGGCUUGUAUUUGCAGAAUUCUACAAAUGUGAAUAUGUCAGAGUACAAACAAAUCCAUAAAGCUACAGUUCAAGAUGAAAAUUAUAGGUGCUGGCCAUCAUACCACCAUGAGUACUGCCUUCUGUCAGUGUUCGAUAUCAGGGAAGCCAUAUCAAUCUGUGAAAACCACUCCCAGUGCAAUGCCUUCAUUCUCACAAACCACAAAACAUGGACAGGUCGUCAGCUUGUUCUUUUUAAGACUGGUUCAAGCCAAAUCAUGCCAGACCCUGACCAAAUUGUAUAUGUGAAGAUGGCUGGAUGAUGACUACUUUGAAAGAAGCAUUGAACUUUGAAUAUAAAGACUUUUGCUCAAAGCUUGAAAGAGCUGAGGAGGACUGUGGAUGAAGAAGUACAUUACUUGCACUAUUCCUCAUUCUCCGUGCACAGUGCCAAACAAACAAAACAUUAAGGAAGUGAGCAAACUUGACUGUGCAAUAAAGAUAAAAAAAAAGAAAAAUGUGAUUAUUUUAAAAUAACACUGUCUGGACAUACUCUAACUGAACUCAUAAAAUCAUAGCAUAGGCUGCUGACAUUUUGUUACUGGACAUUGUCAGAUGGUACCUUUCUCACUUGUCUUUGCUGAGAAACAUUGUCAUAUUGCAUUAGGAAUGCUCUGCCUGUAUUUCUGGAAAUCAGAAUGAGGCUUAGUAAUGCCGUUUAUGUCUGAACAGUUUCUCAUUCUGUGUAAUAGGUUGUAGGGCGUAAAACCAGAAAAUUUUGUAAGGUGAUUCUGAGAGAGACAAUAUAAGAUUUGCUAGCACUUAUUAUUUCAGCCUCACUGUGUUUUACACACUACUAAUGCAGUUCUACAUUACGUCUCACUAAUUUAGCAGAGAAUUGUGCUGAAGGGAACAGUGUUAUUUACUGCCCUACAUAAUGAAGCCUUAAUUACAUCAUUUCUGAACUAUCAUUCACAAUAUGUGGUUAAAUGCAUCGCUACCAAAAGCAUAUUCUGAGUUGCCAGGAAACCUCUUUGUAUGUUAUAAACAAUAUAAAAGCUUUAACAGUGCUACCAUAGGUACUUAAGACUGACUUGAACUCAAGUAGUCAUUUUUUUUUGAUGGUGCUGACUGUAAUACAUGUCUGCAAGAACCUAGGACACAGACGUGGUCUUGAACACCCAAUGGUCAUAUUUACCUUCAUGUACUUGAAAUGGUUCUAAAAUAUCUGGUCUAACAAAGUAUGUCUAGAGUAUUUGCUUUCAGUGAAAGCAUCUGAAGUAACAGUUGUCUUGCUUUUUUAGCUUUUCCCUUUUCCAAAUCUAUGCUGUAAAUAGUUUGAAAUUGUUAAUAUAUUUUUAUAUGAAAAGUGAUUAAAAAGUCAGUUAAGUUA